Messenger RNA from Protomyces lactucae-debilis, 2510 nucleotides. RefSeq lists its product as uncharacterized. The coding region runs from base 490 to 2457 and encodes 655 amino acids. Lineage: Eukaryota; Fungi; Ascomycota; Taphrinomycetes; Taphrinales; Protomycetaceae. The transcript has a single exon. The record is from RefSeq and is a predicted model, not a curated record.
CGUUGAAUUUCCUUUGCCCCUGAGCUGAAAUUUGCAAACCUCCUCGCUUCCCACGUCGCGCCUCGACCCCUCUCACCGGCACAACUAUGCCUAACGCUCAAGCAAUGCUGCAAAUUUUGCAUAGACCGGCUCUCUGACUUUGACUCUAAGUUUCUUGGCCUUGGCGCCUUUUGCUCUGCGCCGCUUCCUUUCAUUGCUUCAUUGCAAAUCGGAGUGCAUGCUCCCAUCACUCUUUAUCAGUCCUUGCAUAAGGUCAAAGCGGGCUCAUCGGCCAACCAAUGCAUCUCGCUUCACCGGCAAAGCGGCCGCUCUGCGCCGUCACAUCAUGAAGUCCGUCAAUUGAAGGAGGCCCUGUCUCAAAGAUUGUAUCUGACAGCCGGACUCUGAAUCCUACUUCCAAUACCACACUUCCCUCAAGACCGUCUUCGUCGCGUCCAUCACACUCUUUCGUCCUUCGCGACCUGAUCGCGUUCACACUCUCUUGCAGGCAUGGUUCAAUUAAAGCGUCUACAGCAUGGUGCCAAUCUGUUUGCGCUCAUCAGUCUCUUUAGCAACACCGAUGCCUUCUGGCGCAUGCCUUGUGGUCAGUCAUUUGUAACGGCGCGCAUGGACCCCGUCGUCAACCCUGGCCAAAUCGCUUCACAUGUCCAUGCUAUCAAUGGAGCGAGCAAUGUCGACUACACUGUCACUUUUGAUCAACUACGAGCCAGUCAAUGCACGACCUGUGCCGUACAAGAAGACAAGUCACUCUACUGGACGCCGCAGCUAUACUAUGUCAGCCAAGAUGGACAGUACUCAGCUGUCGGCAGCUCUGGGUUGACUGUAUACUACCUACAACGCGGCUCACAGCCAGUCAAGGCUAUGCCCGAAGGUCUGCGCUUGGUGGCCGGAGAUAGCAGCAGACGCUCUUUUGACAGCAGCGAUGUCGCACAACGUGCCAUUGGCUUCUCCUGCAUCGGUGGAAACGGCUACAACAAGGACCUUCGCCAAAUCACAAACUGUGCUAAUGGGCUUCGCGCAGAGAUAUUCUUUCCCAACUGUUGGGAUGGUGUGAAUCUUGACUCAGCCGACCACAAGUCGCAUGUCGUGUACUCUGGCAAUGAUGGUAAUGGCAGAUGUCCUGACUCACACCCUGUUAAGCUCGUCUCGAUUUUCUUUGAGCAGCUCUGGUCAGUAGAUCCUUUCAAAGGCAGGUGGUGGAACGGCACCACUCCGCCAUUCGUCCUUGCAAAUGGCGACCCGACUGGCUUUGGACUGCACGCUGAUGUCAUCUCUGGCUGGGACAAGGACUUCCUCCAGUCCGCCGUCGACCAGUGCAACAACAACUCUGGUCGCAUUGAGGAUUGCCCUCUGUUCAAUAUUCAGCGAGACAUUUCCAGCAAGUGCUCAUCCAAGACGCCUGGUAUGCAAAAGUUCACGCUCAAGACUGAUGAGAACAUCUAUGGGCCUCGUGCUACACUGCCAGGCUGCAAUUCGAUCCAAUAUGGUCCAGAGGCCGCCAAGCCCGGGGUUUGCCUUGCAGACGGUACAACACCGUCACUUCUAAUUGCACAGCCCAAGCCAGUAGGCUUCAGUGCUGCUUCGUCUUCUCCUGCAAAUGUCGUCGGAGCUGCUCAAAACUUGGCGGCUGUCAAGGGAGAUACGGUCCUUUCUACGCCAGCUGCAUCGAAUCCUACGGGCGUUCCUCUUGCUCAAAAUAAUGCUGCUCCUAUCGCACCAAGCGUUGCUCCAAUUGCCAGCAUCAAAGAUCUGUUCGUGGCUGCGCCCCCCGGAGGUGUCGUCACUGUCAAUGCGCCGGUCUCUACCAUGAUCCAGUCUCAGGUAAACAUAAUCAGCACAGUCAUCAUGGGUGUGCCAACGACGCUGGCUACGACCGUGUACAUCACUGUGACCCUGGGUGAUCCAGCGCUCAGCACACCUGUGGCCAAUGUGGCUGCUCUGUCCGCUGGCAACGUUGCUGCACUGCCUGUCUUGGCCUCGCCGACUGGUGCCCCGCAGACGAUUGGCAGUAUUGGAGCAGAUGGGCGCUCCACUAUGAUUGUGCGCACAACUGUGACCGUGCGCGACACUUCCUCCGUCAAUAUUGCUUCUCUCGCUUCAGAAGCGAUUGAGAAGGCUCGUGCGACUGCAGCGGGUGGUGCACCGGCCAACUUUGACGCGGUCGCUGCGUCCCUGGCAAACCCGGCUGGUGUGUGGACAACUUUGACUCGCACAGAGAUUGAGACUGCUACAAUCACAGUGCAGGGCCAGACAGUGGCCACACAGGUCACGUAUGUUCAGCUGUACGUUUUGCCCAUGACGGCUGCUUCCUUGUUGCCUGCGAGUCAGGAGAUUGCAGUUGAAACUGUUGUUGCAACAAUCCCAGCAACCAAGACACAGACUCUAUUCCAGACAGUCAUGCAGACGAUGACAUUGCCUGGUGGACCUUCUAAUGGCACUUCUUUUACCUCCAUGUAGACUGGCUGGUCCAGCGGAGUCCAUAUUUAACAUGCUGCUUGCUCCUUCCUCUC